Pelodiscus sinensis (Chinese soft-shelled turtle) is the source of this 1914-nucleotide messenger RNA. The record is from RefSeq and is a predicted model, not a curated record. NCBI's taxonomy places the organism in Eukaryota, Metazoa, Chordata, Testudines, Trionychidae.
UGGAAUCUCCAUCACUGGAGAUAUUUAAGAGCAGCAGGGCCAUGGAGGGAGAUGAAACAACUUCAAACCACUCUUCAGAAAACAGCAGCAUACUGGACCUUCCCUCUGCGUUUGAUAUAGCAGACAGCUUCCUUCCAGAACACAGCGCUGGGACCAGUGACGAGCCUCAUAGUUCUGUGGGUACUUUUGCCUCAUCGGCAUCCUUAGGUGCUGGUAGCCCAGAUUCCGAAAAAACUCAGCAUGCAGCUAGCAUGAGAAUUUGGCCUAAACAUUAUGAGGCAGCAAAUUCUAGACAUCAUCCAACUGCAAUGCCAUUUCAAGCCGCUGGACAUGGUGGGGUUCCAUCUUCUUGGACAGAUGAGCACGAGGGCACAGAGGACACCAGCAUUAGAAAGUCUCUAGAUAGCUUCUAUGAAACGUGCUGUCAGCAGCAGCCCAGCAAAGAGGAUCCCAAAUACAAUGCAGCUUCAGAAAGGCUCGCUCUCAAAAUUCAGGAGGUAGCAAACAAGGAUGGAAGAAAAUACGCCUUGCGCAGUCUCUACAUGGCCCAGAUGGUCUUGAACAGAGAUGGGUGCCAGGUCUUUCCAGACCACUCCAGUAAAGCUUGUUUCUCAGCACCAGCUAAUGGAGAAGUGGCACUGGAAAAAGGAAAGCGAACACCAGGAUUGUCAGAUGAUGUCCUUCAAUUUCUCUUAAAACAGAACGUGAUGAAAUCAUAGGGCCUGGUGUAAGAGGUUUGGGGAGGAAGGAGCAAGCAGUUUGAUUGCUUUUGCUGUGUUUUUAAGGAAGUGGCACCUUGUGGCAUUUAGCUCCCGCUCUGAGAAGGGAUGGAUCUACCUCAGGAAGGCACAAUUCUUUCUUGAGGCUCCCGGAGUUGGAGGAACAUGCCACUUAAAGACGUAACUUGGGGUUUUGCCUCUGCUCCCAGACUCUAGCCUGAAUUUCCCAUAUAUAUAUUUUUUUCAUUCAUUCAACUUGUUUCCCAGCAUCUGAGUGGGGACUCCAGUGCUUCGUGGAUUUGAUCUCCAUUUCCAGCUGCUGCUACUAUGCUAAAAUUUACCCCGUGGCAUUUGGCCAGAAGACAUGUCCUUCUCCAAACUUGCCAUGAGGUCUCCCCAUAUUCUGAUGCCAGGAGACACUCAUACAGAGCCUCAUCCUGUUACCUUUAUACUCAGUAGUAUGCUCAAGUAGCGCCAUUUAUUUCCAUAGGGCUAUUCAGAGUGUGACACCAUUGGUGAGUGCAUCAGUAUGGCCCAUAACCACCACCAUUUGGAUAUCAAGUCCUUAUCUGUGCACCUUCUAGCAUUUCCAGUAACCAGGCUGCUUAACUUGCUUGAACCCCCAACACAGCUGAACAGUGUCCCCUCCCUGAGAGCAAACUUUCUUAUAUUUGUGCGAUUACCUAUAAGUGCCAUUUGCCACAAAAACAAGAUGUGGAUUGCACCAGCAGAGGCAGAUACAGCGUUCCAAGAACUGGAAGGAUUAGAUUUGUAUCGAAGGCAAGCGCACACACACCUUGAGUAAAAAUAUUUCCAUUGAUAGUUGACAUUUACCAAUAAAUAAUAUUGGUCUUUGGACUGAGAACUUAGUUUGCACCGAGGCUAUUUACUUUGUAUAUUUUGACAUGUGAUGUUGACAACUUGUGUUUUAAUUGCUAUAAAGCUUUACAUUUUCUAAUCUCAAAGACUGUCAGUUUUUGCCUAACCCCACCUAAUAAUUUCCUGCACCUAUAAAAAUGUAAAGUGAUAAGCAUUAUUCAGUGUUUAAAAGCAGAUAUUGUCCAUCAAAAUAAUUAAAAACUGUUCUGCCAAGCCUGUCAUAGAUCCAAGCAAAAACAUUUGGAAACUUUAUUCUGCACCAAGUCUGAUAUUCUGCAGAAACAAAAGAAUAUGUAUAUAAACUAUUAUACAAAAG